AGUGGCACAGAGCCGGCUCCGGUAGAGAAGCGCACCAUGGCCGGCAAGAGAGUCUGCAUUGUAGGCUCUGGCAAUUGGGGCUCAGCCAUUGCCAAGAUUGUGGGCAACAAUGCAGCCCAGCUGGCACGCUUUGACCCACGGGUGACCAUGUGGGUAUUUGAGGAAGAUGUCGGGGGCAGAAAGCUGACCGAGAUCAUCAACACACAGCAUGAGAAUGUCAAAUACCUGCCAGGGCACAAGCUGCCCCCCAAUGUGGUGGCGGUCCCAGAUGUGGUCCGGGCUGCAGCGGAUGCUGACAUCCUGAUCUUUGUAGUGCCCCAUCAGUUCAUCGGCAAGAUCUGUGAUCAGCUCAAGGGCAACCUGAAGGCAGACACCAUUGGCAUAUCUCUUAUCAAGGGAGUGGACGAGGGCCCCAACGGGCUGAAGCUCAUCUCUGAAGUGAUCGCAGAAUGCCUUGGCAUCCCUAUGAGUGUGCUGAUGGGAGCCAACAUCGCCAGCGAGGUGGCUGAUGAGAAGUUCUGUGAGACAACCAUCGGCUGCAAGAACCUGGCUCAGGGACAGCUUCUGAAGGAGCUGAUGCAGACACCGAAUUUCCGCAUCACGGUGGUGCAAGAGGUGGACACAGUAGAGAUCUGCGGGGCCUUAAAGAACAUAGUGGCUGUAGGCGCCGGCUUCUGUGAUGGCCUGGGCUUCGGCGACAACACCAAGGCAGCGGUGAUCCGACUGGGGCUCAUGGAGAUGAUCGCGUUUGCCAAGCUCUUCUGCAGUGGCCCUGUGUCCUCUACGACCUUCCUGGAGAGCUGCGGUGUUGCUGACCUCAUCACUACCUGCUAUGGAGGGCGGAACCGCAAGGUGGCCGAGGCCUUCGCCAAAACAGGAAAGUCCAUCGAGCAACUGGAGAAAGAGAUGCUGAACGGGCAGAAACUGCAGGGGCCCCAGACAGCCCGGGAGCUACACAGCAUCCUCCAGCACAGGGGUCUGGUAGACAAGUUUCCUCUGUUCAUGGCUGUGUACAGGGUGUGCUAUGAGGGCCAGCCUGUGGGUGAAUUCAUACGCUGCCUGCAGAAUCACCCAGAACAUAAGUGAGCAGGGCCAGGGACCAGGCCAGCAAACUUCUCCACCCCAAUGGAGACAGGCAGAAGCUUGGGGUGCCUGGCCACUAGGAUCUCCAAGAUUCCCCAUGAAGCAGACUCUUCUUAACUUUUCACUGGCGGACCGAAGGCAGAAGGGCCCACCUUCCUGUCUGGAAAUCCUGAAACACCAAGAGGCCUGCAGCGGCUUGCCAUCACAUCUCACCUGAAAUGGAGUUGUCUUGUCCCUCUCCAGAUGUAGGGCUUUCUUUCUGUCCUGUGGGAGGGGUAGAAUCAAAUCCCAGCACUGCUUUGGGUGUGUGUGUUUAAGGAGGGUGGAAGGAGAGGGCGGCAAGGUAAGGACCACCCACUGCUGGCUCCCAGGCCAGGAGUCCUGUCCCCCAGCCCACUUAAAGGACUAAAGGACCCCAGCCACUAGAGGGCAAAGCAAGGGCUGCCAGGGAGGGACCUGGGCUUUUGGGCUGACAUAGGCCCCAGGGAUCCCUUUGCUCUGACCUCUGCCAGACCCCACACAGCAUCAAUGGAUCUCAGUGUUUGUUAACAAAAUACAAAGAUCUCAAACAACUGCCUUCUCCUAGCAACAUCUGCGUCCUCAAAAACCUCUGGUCAUCCCCUUUCCCCCUCCCCCAGGCUGUCCUGGCACUAGCGUCGCUGCCAGGUUGGCAUCUCUGGCCCUGGGGCUUGCCAUUCUCCCCAGGGACUUCCUAGUUCCUAGUUCUUUGCCAGGUCCUCUUACUCUGCUUGACCUUUCAAAGUCUUCUCUCACCCUCCCCACUAGCACCCUCCUAGGGGAGCAGGAACUUAAUCUGCUGACAGAGCUACACCUUUUCAUAGCAGGCUCAGAUCAGUCUGCUCCCUGUGACCUUUGUAUUUGCCCUUUUUCCCUUGUAAGUGUGUGUGUGUGUUAGAAGGCGAGAGAAUUGGGUGCUCCCCCAGAAUAUCCUUGGCUUCACCCCUUUCCUCUUUCCAAACCCUGUACCUCUUUCUCAGCUGCCCCCAGAGCAACCAAGGCAGCUAACCAGCACCUGCAUGUGGAGCCAAAGGGGCUAGAGAAUGGCCCAGAGGGUGAUUGUGGGUAAGUCCCCAUAUUAGUGGA
This is a messenger RNA of Talpa occidentalis (Iberian mole), 2187 nucleotides long. RefSeq names its product glycerol-3-phosphate dehydrogenase 1 (gene GPD1). The record is from RefSeq and is a predicted model, not a curated record. Gene Ontology annotation, molecular function: NAD binding; glycerol-3-phosphate dehydrogenase [NAD(P)+] activity; protein homodimerization activity. Gene Ontology annotation, biological process: glycerol-3-phosphate catabolic process; carbohydrate metabolic process. The coding region runs from base 37 to 1086 and encodes 349 amino acids. The transcript has 8 exons. Lineage: Eukaryota; Metazoa; Chordata; Mammalia; Eulipotyphla; Talpidae. Gene Ontology annotation, cellular component: glycerol-3-phosphate dehydrogenase (FAD) complex; cytosol.